Lynx canadensis (Canada lynx) is the source of this 792-nucleotide messenger RNA. It is a transcript of the gene CDX1, whose product is annotated as caudal type homeobox 1. The transcript is spliced from 3 exons. Gene Ontology annotation, biological process: animal organ morphogenesis; embryo development; anterior/posterior axis specification. Gene Ontology annotation, molecular function: DNA-binding transcription factor activity, RNA polymerase II-specific; RNA polymerase II transcription regulatory region sequence-specific DNA binding. Gene Ontology annotation, cellular component: nucleus. The record is from RefSeq and is a predicted model, not a curated record. The coding region runs from base 1 to 792 and encodes 263 amino acids. Lineage: Eukaryota; Metazoa; Chordata; Mammalia; Carnivora; Felidae.
AUGUACGUGGGCUAUGUGCUGGACAAGGAUUCUCCGGUCUACCCCGGCCCCGCCAGGCCCGCGAGCCUCGGCCUGGGCCCGCAAGCCUACGGCCCCCCGCCCGCGCCCCCUGGGCCCUCGCAGUACCCCGACUUCACCGGCUACUCUCACGUGGAGCCGGCCCCCGCACCCUCUGCGGCCUGGAGCGCGCCCUUCUCUGCGCCCAAGGACGACUGGGCCGCCGCCUAUGGCCCAGGCCCUGCGGCCCCCGCCGCCAGCCCAGCCCCGCUGGCAUUCGGGCCCCCUCCGGACUUUAGCCCGGUGCCCGCGCCCCCUGGGCCUGGCCCAAGCCUCCUGGCGCAGCCCCUCGGCGGCCCGGGCGCACCGUCCUCGCCCGGAGCGCAAAGGCGGACGCCCUACGAGUGGAUGCGGCGCAGCGUGGCGGCGGGAGGCGGCUGUGGCAGCGGUAAGACCCGGACCAAGGACAAGUACCGCGUGGUCUACACCGACCACCAGCGCCUGGAGCUGGAAAAGGAGUUCCACUAUAGCCGUUACAUCACCAUCCGGCGGAAGUCAGAGCUGGCCGCCAAUCUGGGGCUCACUGAACGGCAGGUGAAGAUCUGGUUCCAAAACCGGCGGGCAAAGGAGCGCAAAGUGAACAAAAAGAAGCAGCAGCAGCAGCAGCCCCCACCGCCAGCCCACGAAGUGGCCCCCACUGCAGCUGGGCCGUCCCUGGGGGGCCUGGGCCCCAGCUCUGCCAGCCUCUUGGGUGCCUCCUCCCCAAUGCCUGUUAAGGAGGAGUAUCUGCCAUAG